Fusarium coffeatum is the source of this 3084-nucleotide messenger RNA. RefSeq lists its product as uncharacterized. Lineage: Eukaryota; Fungi; Ascomycota; Sordariomycetes; Hypocreales; Nectriaceae. The transcript has 3 exons. The coding region runs from base 1 to 3084 and encodes 1027 amino acids. The record is from RefSeq and is a predicted model, not a curated record.
AUGUCUUCUUAUUCUUCUUUUAGCUCCAUCGAGAGCCUGUCCCUGGCGGAUAGACAAUUAUUCAACGAAUUCAGCAAAGGUCCCGAGGUCCCUAUUCCUUUCGAGGUCGCACAUCAUGCAUUCGAGGCGGUUGCGCAGGCGCAUCCUGACCUCGUCGCUGUUCGACACUACGAUGGAAGCACAAUCACAUACGCGGAGCUCGACCGACGAGCGAAUAUGUUGGCGAACGAGCUUAUUGCUACUUAUGGAUUGAGGAUAGGUGAUCGUGUGGUGUGUGUGUACUCACGAUGUAUCGAGAUGGUGGUGUUCAUCUUGGCUGUUCUCAAGGCUGGUGGACAGUAUGUGCCAUUGGAUGGUGGUAUCGUCACGGAUGAUACUUUGGGCUUUGACAUUGCCGACUCAGAUGCUCCUGUUGUUCUGUGUCUACCCAAGUUCUUUGAAAAGGUUGUUCGAAGUAUUCCUGAUGAUAGACGGAAUAUGGUCAAUGUUAUUGACCUGGAUUCGAGCUCACCACUUUGGCACAUGGGAAACCCAUCAGAUCCCAUGGUUGAGGUCACUACCGACGACGGCGCAUAUGUUAUCUACACAUCUGGCACCACAGGCCGGCCCAAGGGUGUCGAUGUGCGACAUAGAGGUGUCACCAACACUCUACUAGCAGAACCUUCCAAGCUUGGUAUUCGACCUGGCAGGAACGUGGCUCAACAGCUCAACGUCGCUUUCGAUAUGUGCGCCUGGGAAAUUCUAGGCACAAUGAUGAACGGCGGUACCCUCCACAUCCGAGGCAGUGGUCUGGCUCCCUGGACAGAAUGUCUCCAACGCUGCGACACCAUCAUCGCCACUCCCUCCGUCGUCCUCAAAUACAUGCCCAACCCAGAAGACUUCCCCAACGUCGAUACAAUCGCCGUCGGCGGCGAGCCCUGUCCUCUAGCACUCGCUGAGAAGUGGGCUCCCUACGUCAACUUCUGGAAUGUGUGCGGUCCUACAGAGAUCAGCAUGCUCAACACAGGUCAUCUUCACAGACCCGGUAUUCCAUUGACGAUUGGAAAGCCCAAUCCUAAUACCAAUGUGUAUAUUCUGGAUGAUGAUGAGAAUCCUGUGCCGAUUGGUCAACCAGGUGUUAUGUGGGCGGGUGGUCCAGGUGUGUCAGCGGGUUACAUCAAUUUGCCUGAACUGACAGCCACACGAUACAAAUUGGACAAGUUCACCAACGAUGGACGAAUGAUGUUCAACACUGGCGAUCUCGCCCAGUGGACCGAAGACGGCAGUCUCCUCCCCCUCGGCCGCAAAGACGACCAAGUCAAAAUCCAAGGAUUCCGCGUCGAACUCGACGGCGUCUCCCGCUCCAUCGAAACAACCCCCGGCGUCGUAAAAGGCUGCGCUCUCAAGAUCGAAAACAGCCUCUGGGGCUUCUACUCCGCACCCUCCAAGAUCGACGAGACCAAGCUCAAGAACGCCGUCGCUGUAUCACAACCUUUCUACGCCGUCCCAUCGAUCUGGAAAUGGCUCCCCGUUCUAGAACUCACGCCUAACGGCAAGGUUGACAAGCGCGCUUUGAUGAAGAUUGCUGAGCAGGGUGAUGUGGUUGAGCCUGUUGGUCUUACGGUUAUUGAGAAGGCUAGGCCACAGACUUUGUGGCCUUCUGCUGAGCGUAUGAUGUCCAUGACUAGUUCCAGCGAUGGAACUGUCGUUGGAACAGAUACCAGCGUGCGCGAUCUGGAGAAGGAUGACAAGCCGCUUGUGGAUGAGUAUAACGAGGAGGAGUUUCCUCUUCCGGAGAAGAGCGGCUUCCAUGGAUGGCGCUGGGUGCGACACACUGCUUUCUCAGCGUAUCGCAAGUUGUUUGGCUUCAUCUUCCUCACCAACCUCAUCGUUCUCAUCGCUCUGUUGGUGGAUAGUGCCGAUAACGACUACUAUCCCAAGCCAACACAUGUCGCUACAGCCGUUGCUUCGAAUCUUCUUGCCGCAGUGCUUAUUCGACAGGAGUACGUUGUCAACGCCAUCUUCUUCACCUGCUCUCGAGUCCCCACAUCUUUCCCUCUGUCUAUACGACGACAUUUCGCGCGAGUGUACCACAAUGGUGGUGUUCACUCUGGCUGUGCUGUUUCUGCUACAGCCUGGUGGUUCAUGUACACCAUCUCCGUCAGCCGCGAUUUCCUGUCGGAGAAGCAUCCCGCUCAGAUCAAAUCUGUUGUCCUCGCUUUGACAUAUAUCAUCUUGGGAUUCCUUUGCUUUAUCCUCGGUAUGGCGUAUCCUUCUGUUCGUAUGAAGAUGCACGAUCAGUUUGAGUGGGCGCAUCGAUUCGUCGGUUGGACUUCUGUUGCUCUUGUCUGGGCUCAUGUUAUCGUCUCGACCGCAGCAUCUACCACUGGACCUCUUGGACCAGCUCUGGCCGAGACCCCCACGAUCUGGCUGCUUUCGCUCAUCACACUGAGCAUCGCCCUCCCAUGGACCAGACUUCGUCGCGUUAAUGUCGUCCCGGAGCCUUUAUCCAAGCACGCCGUCCGUCUGCACUUCGACUUCGACACUCCUCCACCUUGCUCCUCUCGAGGUGUCCGUAUCACCGAUCGUCCUCUUGUCGAAUGGCACGCCUUCGCCGCCAUCCCCGAACCAAGCGGCAAGGGCUUCUCAAUCGUCGUCUCCAAGGCCGGUGACUGGACUAAGCGCAUCAUCGAGAAGCCCCCCACAUCCAUCUGGACACGAGGAACGCCUGCCUCUGGAGUCCUCGCCAUUGCACCUCUCUUCAAGAAGGUCGUGCUCGUCGCCACUGGCUCUGGUAUCGGACCCUGUUUGCCAGUCAUCAUGGAGCGUCGCGUCCCUUGCAAGGUUGUCUGGUCCACCAAGAACCCUCUCACAACCUACGGCCAAGGUAUCAUCGACACAAUUACGGCCUGCGAUCCCGACGCUACCAUCUGGGACACUGAUCAAAAGGGUCGACCCGACAUGGUGAAGUUGGCGUAUCAGGCGUACAAGGAGAGUGGCGCCGAGUGCGUUUGUAUUAUUUCCAACAGAUCUGUUACCGCGAAGGUGGUGUAUGGAUUGGAGACUCGUGGUAUCCCGGCGUAUGGGCCAAUUCUUGAUUCUUGA